Molecule: messenger RNA, 840 nt
Organism: Anopheles aquasalis
Lineage: Eukaryota; Metazoa; Arthropoda; Insecta; Diptera; Culicidae
Product: homeobox protein Hox-B9-like
Biological process (GO): regulation of transcription by RNA polymerase II
Cellular component (GO): nucleus
Molecular function (GO): DNA-binding transcription factor activity, RNA polymerase II-specific; RNA polymerase II cis-regulatory region sequence-specific DNA binding
Source: RefSeq, a predicted model, not a curated record
AUGGCCUACCAUCACCACCACCACCACCAUCACCAUUACGCCGAGUAUGGGCUACCGGUGCCGGAAUCGAUCGUGGGCCAACCCCAGUCGCCGCCCGGUCCGACGACGCCCGGCGCCAUCUUUCCCAACGAAUCCCCCCCACCGCACUGCAUUCUCAAACGGUCAGGGGAAAUGGUGGCGGUGGCGGCGGCAGCGGCGAAUUUCGGUUGCUUCACCGACGGUCCCACUAGCACCGGGACGGGCGUACCGGAUCAGCUCGCCGGAACGGGUGAACCAGGAACCAGGCGCGGACCCACUACCAGGACACCGCCCGAUCAGAAGCCCCGCGAGAAUCAGCUCUGCGCUGAUCACUUCCUGGUGGCGGCAGGAGGACCAUACGCUCAGCAGGAGCUGGAGCAGGAGCAGCUGGAGCUGGAGCCAAGUCAUACGGGCCAGCUGACACGGGAGCAUGCCAACUCGUACGAGAGUCAUGGAAUUGAGGAAGAAUCUGGCGAAACAGUGGAACAGUAUCUGCUCACGCAUCUAAGGCACAGCCGCGGUAGUAGAUCCCCUUCGGAUGCUAGCUCGCUGCAGGACCAAAAGCUACCCUCGUUCGAGCCGCACGAUCUAGAGCCGAUCAACAACCGGAAAGCGCGCACCGCCUUCACCCGUGCGCAGCUGAAAGCGUUGGAGCAAGAGUUCGCCCACUCGAACUACCUGACGCGGUUGCGGCGCUACGAGAUCGCGGUGGCGCUGCUGCUGAGCGAACGGCAGGUAAAGGUGUGGUUCCAAAAUCGGCGCAUGAAGCGGAAACGACAGCGGGCACUGGAAACGGAAUCGGGCAAAGGGCACUCCUCAUAG